AUGUCCAGUGCUGGAGCAUCCGCUGGGCCUUCGGAGGAGAAGAAUCCCGCGCCCGCUCCUUCAUCGUCGACGCGCCGCAAGAGCAGCCGCAGAAAGGAAGCACAAGACCCUACUACCUCCGCAACCUCGCCGGGCCGCCGCUCGAAGAAACACUCGAGCAAGCCCGACGAAGACGUCGACAUGGGAGAUGAGGACGACAUUCCGGAAGGACAAGACGAGGGUGCAGACAGAGGUCGACAUGGCAUGAGCGAUGACAGCACUGGUGAGGGUAUGCCACGGUACGACGAGGACGAUGAAGAAGACGACGAUGAUCCGUUUGGAGGUAGCUUCCUCGCCCGCGGUGGGCCAGGAGCGCUGUCGAAUACUCUUCGGGCACUGAGUGGCAUGAUGUCGGGAAUGUCCUCACGACUGCGCAACAUACUGGAGAACUUGAGAAACAAAGACGACCCAUCAGUGCAAUUGAUCGCACUGCAGGAGCUCUCAGAGAUUCUGCUUGUUUCGACUGAAGAUAAUCUUGCGGGUCACUUCUCGCCAGACCAGUAUGUCAAAGAGCUAGUCACCCUCAUGCAACCGAACGAAUACGGUGAUGAGAAUCCGGAAAUCAUGCUUCUAGCGUGUCGUUGCAUCGCAAACUUGAUGGAAGCUCUUCCUGCGGCCACAGCCAAUGUCGUCUACGGGGGCGCAGUCCCGAUUCUGUGUCAGAAGCUGCUGGAGAUUCAUUUCAUUGAUCUGGCGGAACAGGCCCUGAGCACACUCGAAAAGAUUUCGGUUGAAUUCCCUGGCUCUAUCGUCCGUGAAGGCGGAUUGACCGCCUGUUUGACCUAUUUGGACUUUUUCCCCACGAGCACGCAGAGGACCGCUGUCACGACUGCGGCUAACUGCUGCCGCAACAUACCUGGAGACUGCUUUGCUACUGUCCGGGACGUGAUGCCAAUUCUCCUCAACGUCCUCAAUAGCAGUGACCAGCGUGUUGUUGAGCAAGGCUGCUAUUGUGUUUCGAGGGUUGUCGAGAGUUUCAAAUACCAAGAGAGCAGGCUCGAAGAGCUCGUGAGCCCAGAGUUGCUUCAAACUAUAUUGCGCCUCCUACUACCGGGCUCGACGAACCUCAUCGGUCCAAACAUCCACACCCUCUUCCUCCGUGUUCUCUCCAUCACGGCCCGGGCCAGCCCGCGGCUCUCGGUGGAGCUCUUCAAGAUGCAGGUGGUGGAUACCCUUUACCAGAUCCUGACUGGUGUAUCACCACCUGACGGUACUGAGGACAUUGCGACCAAGAUCGAUAGCGUGGUCAUUAUGCAAGCACUUAUCCACCGGCCGCGCGAGCAAAUCUUCGAGACCUUGAAUGUCAUUUGUGAGUUGUUACCUAGUGUACAGAAGGAUGGACUCAUGUACUUGGACGAUUUACUUGAUGCUGGGUACCCUGGCGAUGACUCGAUGUCAAUGUCUACCAGAUCAAAAAAGUCUCCGAACGAGAAGAGGCUGGAGCUCUUGGAAAGCUGCAGAGAUGAACUCAAACGCUUUGCAGUCAUCCUUUUGCCAACCCUGACCGAUGCCUACUCGAGCACUGUCAACCUUAGCGUACGUCAAAAGGUCUUGACGGCUCAGCUCAAAAUGCUCUCCAAUUUGGACGAAGAAAUUCUGAAGGAAGCACUCCGGGCUGUGCCGUAUGCUUCCUACUUGGCCUCUAUCCUUUCUCAACAAGACCACUCGACCCUAGUUACUUUUGCUCUACAGGCGGCGGAACUUCUCCUGAAGCGCCUGGAGCAUAUUUAUAGGUACCAGUUCUACCGCGAGGGCGUUAUUGCCGAAAUCUCAAGACUGGCCGAGAGGCCAUGCAAGAGCCUGGAGGAGAAACCAAAAUCUCCCAAGAAAGCCUCUGCUGGUGAUCCCCUUGGGACUUCGAGUGUAGCGAGCAGCUUGGCAGGUGAUGAGGAGCUCGAACGCGGCAUGGACGACGACCAGGACCACGACAUGCAUUCCGAAGAGGACGAUGAGGGCCGCCAUGACCAUGACGACGAAGAUGAUGAGGAUGACGACUCUGAUUCUUCUUCCUCCUCUGACCACCGCUUGGUCGCUCCUCUGCCAAAUAUUGAUGAUAUCAUAACGAUGCGUGCGAAGAAGUUCAUGGAAGUCCAUGAAAGCAACCAAGGUAAAGACAUGCGCGAUAAGGCACUUGCAAUCCUGGAAGGCCUGAGGAGCUUAGCUCAAGAAAUCAAGGGUUCUUACACUGGCGAUUACAUUGGCAACGGCAACAACCUCUUCGUACGUCUGGCCUCUUAUUUCGACGGUGAUGCUCUUGAAAGCAUAACCAGCUACGAACUGCUUACCUCUGGUAUUGUCGAGUCUUUGCUCGAAUUGUUCUCUGAUUCAAAUAUCGAGGGCAAGGUCGAGGCGAGGACUGCAUUCCUCGAAGCGUUCAUGGGCACGACGACUCAAAACAAGCAGAAGACCGCAAGCAUUGCCUCGCCCGUCACUCCUUUCAGCAUCCUCGUGAGCAAGCUACAAGAUCUGCUUAGCCGUGCCGAGCAUUUUGAGGUCAUCACUGUCCAUCAAAACACAUUUGACAGUAAUCGCAGUUCUGCCGCAUCUAUGCUGGCCAAACAGCUGCGGUUGAAAUUGGUUGCUGAUGAAGACUCCGGAAUUCCGCGCUCCUACAGGAACAUCAUGGUGUCUAUUCACGCCAUCGCCAAUUUCAAGGCGCUGGAUGAUUAUCUACGGCCUCGGAUCGCUCUUGCGGAUCGUCCUAGACCUUCGGGGCGGAGCAGGGAUGGCGUUUCAGGUGCCAUAGCGGCCUACGCCGCUGCAAUUGCUGGACGCGGUGGCAUGAUGGCAGGAAGAGAUGCCCCUGGCACACCGCCUCUACCGGCCCCUCACCACAGCACGAACCGCGCGUCUUCGUCGAGAAGGACUCCGAAGCCAAAGUCCUCAACUACCGCAAAUGCCGCCCCAGAGUCGAGUGCAACGCCUGCUAAGCAGACCAGCACGAGGCGCUCGAGCAGGAAACGCGAUGAACAAGCGCAAAACCCCCCGCCUCCUCCACCGCCUCCAGCGGCAUCAUCUUUGGAUGAUAUCAGAGAUACUCUGGAAUGUGCUGAUGAAGCUCAGUUAUCCGAUGAGGAUGAGGAUAUGGGAGACGGAGGCGACCUUGACAUUGUUGAUGAUCUCGACGAGGAAAUGGACGAGGAUGUACCGGACCCGUCUGCGGUUAACGUAGAAGUCGCCUCAACCGGAAGAGUGACUGCUCGUCAAGAAGACGGGACGAGGGUCGCUACUCCACUUGGCGGUGCUACGCCCUCUUCUGCACGCGCGGCCCAGGCAGACCGUUCCAUGGCAGAGAGAAUGGCGACCGAACAACUCGCCAACUUGGCCUAUCAGCGCGCUCUUGGUGGCAGCUCUACAUCGUCUUCGCGACCGUUGUCUUAUGCCGCUGCCAUCCAGACCGUUCCUCAGGAUUGGCACAUCGAGUUCAGCGUCAACGACCAGCCCAUUUCCAAUGAGACGACCAUCUACCGUGCCGUUCACAUGAGCCAGACCGAAGGAUCUGAUGCCUCGCGCAACAUUUGGUCGCCAACUCACACUAUCAAGUUCAAACGUGCUGCAGGACCACCACCAGCGGAGAGUUCUCUCACUCCUCCACCAGAAGCAAGUUUAGAGUCGACCUCUGGCAUUCCGCAAUCCUUGAACAAGAAUCCUACCACUUCGAUUAUCUUGCGUUUGCUGAGCAUUCUCCAUGAGCUCAACGCCAACCUUGAUGAUGUCCUCUCUGAGAAGAAGGACGAGAUCAAGGUCAAUGGCGAGCCACCUUCUCAGUUUGUCAACACAAAACUUACUGCUAAGCUCAACCGGCAGCUUGAAGAGCCUUUGAUCGUCGCGAGCAACUGCCUGCCUAGCUGGAGCGAGGACCUUGCGAGGUUUUACCCUUUCCUCUUCCCAUUCGAGACUCGUCACCUUUUCCUUCAGUCAACGUCCUUCGGUUACUCGCGGUCAAUGACUAGAUGGCAGAACGCACAGUCAGCCAACGACUCUCGUCACGAUCGUCAUAGAGAUGAGAGGCCCUUCUUGGGCAGGCUGCAACGACAGAAGGUGCGCAUUUCUCGAACCAAGAUUCUUGAAUCGGCUGUCAAGGUCAUGGAGCUGUACGGUUCGUCUCCUAGCGUGCUUGAAGUGGAGUAUUUCGAAGAAGUUGGUACUGGCUUGGGUCCGACAUUGGAGUUCUACUCUACUGUUUCCAAGGAGUUCUCAAAGAAGAAGCUCAAGCUGUGGAGAGAGAACGAGUCAAACGAGCAGGAUGAGUUUGCUUUUGGCAAGCGUGGCCUUUUCCCAGCACCCAUGAGUGCGGAACAAGCGGAAACCGAGAACGGUAAGAAGGUUAUUCACCUUUUCAAGAUUCUCGGCAAGUUCGUCGCCCGCUCGAUGCUCGACUCGCGCAUCGUCGAUGUCUCUUUCAACCCUACUUUCUUCCGUAUCGGGGACAGCGCUGCAGCUGCACCUUCUUUGGGCAUGGUUAAGUCGGUCGACGAGGAUCUUGCCAAGUCUCUCGCGAUGUUCAAGCAGUUCGCCAACGCGAAGAAGAAGAUCGAUGAGACUCCGCACCUUGAUGCUGCUCAGAAGGUCAAGGCAGUCCAGGAAAUCCAAGUUGCGGGAUGCCACAUUAACGACCUGGGCAUCGACUUCACGCUUCCCGGAUACCCGAUCGAUUUGAUUCCGGGUGGAUCUGAGAUCCCGGUUACCAUCGACAAUGUUGGUUUGUAUGUCGAGAAGGUCUUGGACUUUACUCUCGGCAGCGGCGUUGAGAGACAGGCCGAGUCAUUCCGCAUCGGCUUUUCCCAGGUCUUCCCUUACUCUGCCUUGAAGGCCUUCACAUCGGACGAGCUAGUCAUGCUCUUUGGCCGCGUUGAGGAAGAUUGGUCGCUUGAGACACUCAUGGACUCGAUCAAGGCCGAUCACGGCUACAACCUUGACAGCAAGAGCGUGCGUAACUUGCUCCACGUUAUGAGCGAGCUUACUCCGCCACAACGCCGCGACUUCCUUCAAUUCGUGACUGGCAGCCCGAAGCUUCCCAUCGGAGGCUUCAAAUCUCUCACGCCCAUGUUCACUGUCGUGUGCAAGCCAAGCGAACCACCGUACACGUCUGACGACUACCUGCCUAGCGUCAUGACUUGCGUCAACUAUCUCAAGAUGCCCGACUACUCCAACGUCGACAUUUUGCGCGAGAAGCUCUUCGUCGCCAUUAAGGAGGGCCAGGGCGCGUUCCAUCUUUCCUAA
This is a messenger RNA of Aplosporella prunicola CBS 121167, 5262 nucleotides long. RefSeq lists its product as uncharacterized. The coding region runs from base 1 to 5262 and encodes 1753 amino acids. Gene Ontology annotation, cellular component: nuclear speck. Lineage: Eukaryota; Fungi; Ascomycota; Dothideomycetes; Botryosphaeriales; Aplosporellaceae. Gene Ontology annotation, molecular function: ubiquitin protein ligase activity. Gene Ontology annotation, biological process: proteasome-mediated ubiquitin-dependent protein catabolic process; protein polyubiquitination. The transcript is spliced from 5 exons. The record is from RefSeq and is a predicted model, not a curated record.